Molecule: messenger RNA, 1172 nt
Organism: Strigops habroptila (Kakapo)
Lineage: Eukaryota; Metazoa; Chordata; Aves; Psittaciformes; Psittacidae
Gene: SDR16C5
Product: short chain dehydrogenase/reductase family 16C member 5
Exons: 6
Coding region: 10-933 (307 amino acids)
Cellular component (GO): lipid droplet
Molecular function (GO): oxidoreductase activity, acting on the CH-OH group of donors, NAD or NADP as acceptor
Source: RefSeq, a predicted model, not a curated record
UGAGAAAUCAUGUUGAACUUCAGAAGCAUCCUGAAGAUACUACAGUUCCUGAAAUUAUUAUUUUUUUUAUUUUUUGAAAAUUUAAUCUUACUCGUAUUUCCUCCACGCAAAAAAAGUUUUGCUGGGGAAAUAGUGCUCAUUGCUGGCUCUGCAGAUGGGGUUGGAAGACAGAUUGCCUUAAAUUUUGCUCCUUUGGGAGCAACCUUGGUUCUUUGGGACAUUGAUGAUGAAGGUAACAAAGAAACAUGCAGAUUAGCCCAGAAAAAUGGAGCUAAACGAGUGUUUGCCUACCACUGUGAUUGCAGCAACAGGGAGGAAGUCUAUGAACAGGCAGACAAGGUUAGAAGAGAAGUUGGGGAUGUUACUGUUCUAAUCAAUAAUGCUGGUGUACUGAUUGGGAAAAAGUUCUGUGACAUUCCAGAUACGGAUUUUGAGAAGACCUUAAGAGUCAACUUCCUCUCUCAAGUCUGGACUUGCAAGGCCUUUCUUCCAGCCAUGAUGACCCGUAACCAUGGACACCUGGUUAGCACAGCCAGUGCAGCAGGAUUGUUGGGAGUCUAUAGAAUGUCAGAUUAUGCUGGAAGUAAGUAUGCAGUCAUUGGAGUGAUGGAAGCCUUAGCUUCAGAACUAUAUCACGCAGGAAAACAAGGCAUUAAAACCACAAUCAUUUGCCCUUCUUUUAUCAAUACUGAAUUAGCUAAAGAUUUUCAAACCCAAAACCACCUUUUUCUUCCUGUUUACAGUGCAGAGUAUGUAGCCAGCAAGAUCAUAGAUGCAAUUCAAAAGGAAAAGUUUUAUCUAAUCGUGCCUCUGAGUUUACGCUUUCUUGCUUUCAAAACUCUCAUUCCUAGAAAAAUGGUACUACUCAUUGAAUCUUUCCUUAAGAUUGCCAACAGCUUGGAUAAAGCCUUCAGCUGGAAGAAAAAGGACUGAAACUAAAAUAUUCUGAAGACCUCAAUUGCCAUCUACUCGAAAAAAAUCAGUAAAAAUUAAUUUUGAAUCAUGUUUAUUCUUCGACAGAAAAUGUACUACUUGUGUGAUAUUUGACAUUGGUCAGCAUCCAAUUUAAUUCUUCAUAACUGUCUUUUAAUCACUGAUGUUUAACUACAAUCCGCUCUCUCAUGACUGCACACUGCUUUUACCCGAGCUCUCAAUAAAAGUCAGUAAGACCA